CUGAGGAAGCCGACAGCUUUAACCUGAAGAACUUGCUAGAAUCCUCCACCUUUCUUUCAUCAAACAUUUCCUCACCCAACAAAUAUAUAAAUAUUAAGACCAAUCCGAACUCGGCGUACAAUUUCGGGAUUAGAGAAUGCCACCAUGAACCAUACGGACACGGAGAUGAUGGAGACGGCGGCGCCGUCCAACACCGGCCAAGGCGACGUCGUUAGGGACUUGCUCACAUUGUCUCGCCAGCUCCUUAAUCAAGGCAAGCCUUCCCAGGCCCUUCAAGCGGUUGUUAUGGCAAUGAGAACAAGGGGUGGGGAAGAGGCUGUAUUUCAGUCCUUGCAUCGUGCUCGUGAGCUGUACAGAAGUAGAUUGCAAGAAAGUGCUGCUGCUGAUCAACUAGCUUCUUUGUUUGCGGAGUGUGCAAUUGCCGAAGCUCAUCCUUUUACGACUGAACCAGAAGCAGCAGGUAACGUGGGUGGUCCGUCAGUUGGUGCUGGACCUGAUGAUCAAGGAAGUUCCAUACUGGCGGAAACUGGCAGGAUGCAGGUUGUGUUGGAUGCAUUUUCAGAUGGGAGUAGCUUCAUUUGUUUACAGUGUGGAGGUCUUGUUAGCAAUCAUCGCAAAGACGAGCACUACGCAUACUGGUGUUGCCAAACUUGAUGUACAGAUACAAGCCCACUUCUGCAAUGCUACUCUCAUCGCGUGUGAUUCUGUACUAUCAUUCCACUUCUGUGAGCCUCUGAUGGAGUAGCUACUACUGAUCCCAGCUCCUCUCAAAUGGUCCGCGUUGUUAGAUAUUGACCAUCAGCAAACAAAACAUAUGCAUAUUAUGGUUCAGUUCAGGUUGUCCAGAUUGUGUAUCGGUUGGUUUGGAAUGUAUCGAUAAAAUACCUUAUCUUGUAUCAGUUAGUUUAGAAUCUUGUAAUACCUUGUAGUAAUCAAAUUUUUUUCACAAGAAAAUACGGCAACGUGGUUCAACUUUC
Pyrus x bretschneideri (Chinese white pear) is the source of this 977-nucleotide messenger RNA. RefSeq lists its product as uncharacterized. NCBI's taxonomy places the organism in Eukaryota, Viridiplantae, Streptophyta, Magnoliopsida, Rosales, Rosaceae. The record is from RefSeq and is a predicted model, not a curated record. The coding region runs from base 145 to 654 and encodes 169 amino acids. The transcript is spliced from 2 exons.